GCUUUAUAUUGACUUCAUUAAGUACUUUAAAUUGUUUCUAAUUGAAUAAAUCCAUAUAAUUUUUUCCAAAAAUAUUAUAACUUCCAUUAAAAGAAUUUUUAUAAGCUUCAAAUAUGUUUAAAAAUAAAAUUGUUUUAUUACUCUUCGUUAUUUAUAUUACAAUUGCAUUUGCAGUUCCAUCAAAUAUUGUAGAAUACAACAACAGCGAAGUCAGUCCAAAUGACGCUUAUAAUGACAUUGCACAAAGCAAAAUGAAUUUUCCAGAUGGCUUCAUGAGUGCCGAAAAAUUGCAUGAAUACAUGAAAAAUCACUUACCGAAUAUUACUAAGGGUAUUACUCUUGAAAAAUGUCAUUUGUUAGUCCAAGAAUUCGCAAAAGUAGAUCAAUAUAAAGGACUUACACUAGAUGAAUAUUAUAGAGUGCAUGAGGGGAUUUUACUUCGGAGGUAUGAUACAGAAGAAAAAUUAACAGAAAAGUAAUUUAAUUUUUGAAAAAUUUGUUUACAUCAAUUUUUAAUUCAGUGUAAAUUGAAUGCAUUAAAUAAAAUAUAAAUUUUUAGUUUUUGUUAUAUUCUCUUAUAAUAAAUGAAAAAUCAUGUUAAAAAAUUAUCAUAAGUAUGAGUAUAAUUUGUAUUUAAUAUUUCCUAAUAAAGCAUUAUUUCAAUUCA
This is a messenger RNA of Daktulosphaira vitifoliae (grape phylloxera), 667 nucleotides long. RefSeq lists its product as uncharacterized. The coding region runs from base 114 to 479 and encodes 121 amino acids. NCBI's taxonomy places the organism in Eukaryota, Metazoa, Arthropoda, Insecta, Hemiptera, Phylloxeridae. The record is from RefSeq and is a predicted model, not a curated record. The transcript has 3 exons.